Plasmodium gaboni is the source of this 5382-nucleotide messenger RNA. RefSeq lists its product as hypothetical. Bases 1 to 5382 code for a protein of 1793 amino acids. NCBI's taxonomy places the organism in Eukaryota, Apicomplexa, Aconoidasida, Haemosporida, Plasmodiidae. The transcript is spliced from 4 exons. The record is from RefSeq and is a predicted model, not a curated record.
AUGAAUAAUUCAUAUGAUAGAUCAAAUGUAGAAGGUUCAACUGUUCAUGAAGAUACUCAACAUAAAGAAAAUUUAUCAUAUAAAAUAAAUGAGGAAUUAUAUUAUUCAAGUGUUAAAAAAAUCCACAACAAUAAUAUUGAUGAGACUGUAAAUAAUCAUGAGAAUAUUGUGUUUCCAUGUGAUAGUAAUCAACAAAUAAAUUGUAAACUAAUAAAUGAUAAAAUUAAUGUAGAAUAUGCAAAUGAAAAUAAUAUAAAUAAUAUAAAUAUGAAUGGGAUGAAUUAUAUGAAUAAUAAAAAUAUAAAUAUGGAGAACAAAGUGUGUGGUGAAUAUGAAAAUGUAAAUAUUUUUAAUCAUGAUAAUCAUAUGAAUAAUUCUAUUAAUGUAAUACAAAAUGAAAAUAUAUUGUUAUCAAAGGAAUAUAAAGAAUCGAAAAAACAUCCUAAUGAUAGGAUGAAUAAUAUAGCUAUUAAUGCAGGUAGUACUACAAGUAGUCAUAAAAAGAAGAAAAAAAAUGUUACAUUUAGUGAUGAUAAUAUGUAUAAUAUAAGUUAUAGAGACAUAAAAAACAAUUCGAUGAAUUAUUAUAUGGAUAUUAAUAAUAUGAAUAAUGUGAAUAAUGUGAAUAAUGUGAAUAAUGUGAAUAAUGUGAAUAAUAUGAAUAAUGUGAAUAAUAUGAAUAAUAUGAAUAAUAUGAAUAAUGUGAAUAAUGUGAAUAAUAUCAAUAAUAUGAGUAAUACUAAUAAUUUACAUAAUUCAUAUCAUAACAGUGAUUAUAAAAAUCGGAAUUAUGAUAUUGUUAUGAAUCAUAUGAAUGAUCAUAUGAACUAUGCUAAUAAUACAGAUGGAGCUGUGAAAGGGAUUUAUAAUAUUAUAAGCUUAAAACAAAAUAAUUCCAACAAUAAUAUAAACAAACUAAAUAAUAAUUAUAUCGAAUAUGAUAUAAAUAAUAAUUCUAACAUCUAUGAAAAUUAUCAGAAUAAUAAUAUUUAUAAUAAUAAAAAUAAUAAUUUUAAUUCUGAUAUUGGAAAUACAAAUCAAGAUGAUAACAAUGUGAAUAAUAUAAAUAACAACUUUGUUGUUAAAUAUUUGAAAGACUUAGAAAAAAUUUAUCAACUAAAAAAACAUAAUAAGAAAUUAGAUAGCCACAAAAAUGUAAACAAUUAUUAUAAUAUGUUAGAGUUAUUAUAUAAUUCUUGUAAGAAAAAAAAAAAUUUGAAUGAUAAAAGAAUAAGGGCUCUAUUAUAUAUAUUCAAAUAUAUUAAAAAUUUAGAAAAAAAAAAAGAGCACAAUAAUUCAGACAUAUUUGAUAUAAAGACACUAAGGAGGUUAAACAAACAAGUGGAUUUAUAUAUUGACUUGUUAGAAAAAAGGAAAUAUAAAGAAGAUAUACAUUUACAAUUAAAACAGGAAAAAAUGGACACCAUCAACAAUAAUAAUAAUAAUAAUAAUUAUAAUUAUAAUAAUAAUAAUUAUAAUUAUAAUGAUUAUAAUAAAUCGAAUUAUCACGAAUUUAAACAACCCACUGAUUCAUAUGCACAUAAUAAAUUUAUAAAUAAUAUUAUGAAGAAUAAAUGUGAUUUAUUUUUUAAAUCUAAUAUUAAUAAUAUUAAUGUUCAAUCUCCAGAACAAAAUUUCUAUUUUAAUCAUUCACUGAAAAAAGUUAAUUAUAUAAAUAAUUUGUUAGUAUAUAUACACUUUAUAGUGUUUAAAUAUAUUACGCUUUAUUCAAUAAAUGAAUGGAACUUGUUGUUGUUUAAAGAUAUUGAUGCUUAUAAUGUUUGUGAGAAUAGUAACGAUCAAAGAUUAAAUAAGUCAUCGGUGGAGAGAGUAUUAUCACCUGGUGAUAUGGAAGAUGUUAAUCAUAUAAGUGAGGAUGAUAAUAAAAGUGAGGAUGAUAAUAAAAGUGAGGAUGAUAAUAAAAGUGAGGAUGAUAAUAAAAGUGAAGACGAUAAUAAAAGUGAGAAUGAUAAUAAAAGUGAAGACGAUAAUAAAAGUGAGAAUGAUAAUAAAAGUGAAGACAGUAACAAUAAUAAUGAUGAUGAUCAGGAGGGUACUAUAAAAUCACACAUAAAUGAUCAGAAUUGUAUGGAUCAAAAUAAGAAUAAAUUUGAGAUUCCUUUAAUUAGUUAUUUCGAGUUAGAUGAUUAUAAAAUAGAAAAGUUGAAUCCUCUUAAUAUGAAUGAAAAUAAUACAAUAGAUAUAAAUUAUUAUGAAUAUGUAAUUGAACCGUUUGAUUUUUUAUUUUAUGAUCAGGUUUAUAAUGAGAUAUAUAAUUAUUUGCAGAUGUUAAAAAAUCAGAGUUUAUUUCAAAAGGAUGAGAACAACAAUAAUAAUAAUAGGGAUAAUAAUAAUAAUAAUAAUAUGGAUUAUAAUAAUAAUAAUAGGGAUGAUAAUGAUAAUAAUAAUAAUAUUUUCAAUUGUUAUGAUAAUUCUCAACUUAUGAGACAACUACCUUAUCAAUAUUAUGAAUUUAUAGAAAUAUUAACAAAAGAAGUUAUAAAUGUGCGUGAUUUAAUUUAUCGUAAUAAAUAUAUAAGAUAUCUUUUUUAUUACAUUUAUAGAAAUAAUGAAGAUAAUUUGUUAGAAGGUAUAAACAAAAUAUUUUUCUUAGAAAAGAAUAAAGUGUUAUUAUAUAAAACGCAAACAAAAUUAAGAUACAACAUUUUUGUGUCACGAUUUUUAGAAAACAAUGGUUUAUCUACAACAAAUGAAGAAGAAAAAGAAAAUAAAAAAAAAAUUAGCUUCAUAGAAGCAAAGAAUAAAUUAUUUGAUAGUAUGUUUAAUGAGUAUAAUAUAUAUUAUAAUGAAUAUAUGAAAAAUAGUGAAAAAUAUAAUAUUGCUAGAAAGAAUAUUUUUAAUAUUAAGGACAAAAAAUUUACAUAUAUAAAAAAAAAAAUUAAUAUAUAUUCUGAUUAUUUUGAGCAUAUGAAAAAAAAGUUGUCUGUAGAAAAAUAUAAUCCACAAGAGGAUUCGAAGGAGGAAAUAAAUGAUAAUAUUAAUGACAAUAAUAAUAUGAAUGACCAUAAUGAUGACAAUGAUAAUAUUAAUGACAAUGAUAAUAUUAAUGACAAUGAUAAUAUUAAUGACAAUGAUAAUAUUAAUGACAAUGAUAAUAUUAAUGACAAUGAUAAUAUGAAUGACCAUAAUGAUGACAAUAAUGAUGUGUUUAAAAAUAUACAUCUUAUAGAAUAUGAGAAAGAAAAAAUUUCUUUUGAUGUGCCCUUUAAUUAUGUCGAAUUUUUAUAUGAAAAAAAUUAUGCCUUAAUUAUAAACAGUGAAAAAAAUAAUUCAAGAAAAUUAAAAGCUGCAUAUAUAGUAAAUAAGAAUUUAAAAAAUAAAGAAAACAUAUUAAUUAUAACUUCUAUAUUAAAUAUAAUGAAAUGGAAAAGUUUGUUUUUUACAUUUAAAAAUGUAACAAUAUAUAAAAAUGAAGAGAAUAUCAUUGAGAAUAAAGUAGAACAUAUACAUAAUAAUUUAAUUAUAUGUAUAGAUUUUUUGCCGAAAACUUUGAAUAUUAGAUGUGAUAUUAUUAUAUUAGAUAUGUGUCAUUUUAAUAUUAUAAAUCAGAUUAGUAUAUUGAAUGAAUUGUGUUUUUUAAAUUAUAAAAAAAAAAUAUUAAUAGUUAAUAAUAUUUGUGAUAAUUGGAAUUUUAUAUCAUCUUUAUUUUUAUUAAAUAAUCAUGUUUUUAAUAAAUCUUUUUUGGAUACUAUCAAAAUGAAUUAUAAUGAAGAUGAUAAGAAAAUUAUAAAUUAUAUGAUGUUAGAUUAUAUUUCACACUUUUGUGUAUUAAAUAAACAAAAAAAUUUAUUUUUCAAAGAUCAAAAAGUAGAUCAAAAUGUAAAUCUUAAUAUAAAAAAAAAAACAAAAGAUGAACAAAAUGGUAACACAAAUGAUAAGUGUGAUAAUACAAAUGACAAGUGUGAUAAUACAAAUGAUAAGUGUGAUAAUAAAAAUAAUGAUUAUGUUCAUACAAAUAAUGAGAAAUUAUUACAUCUAGAUGAUAACAAUGAAAUAAAAGAAACAAAUCCAAAAAAGAAAAGAAAUUUGUUUUUUAUUCUAACAUAUAUGAGUGGUAUUCAAAAAUGUAUAUAUGAUAAUGCUGAUGAAAAAAAUAAAAGAGAUACAUGUAUACAUCCAUUAUUAAUGUUAGAUGAGAAUUUAUUUUUAUUAAAAGAUUUUAAUAUAUCUGAAAAAUUUGAAGUAUUAAAAAAUAUUAUAAAAAAAUGUAUUCUAAUAAAAAAAAAAAUACUCAUAUGUUAUUCUGGAGAUGAAAAAAUAUUAAAACUUAUAAAAAUAUUAUUACAUUUAUAUGGAUUAAAUGAUUUUAAUGCAAUUACAUAUUUGACAUUACCUAAUAAUAAUCAAGAACAAAAAGAAAAUAUAAACAAUCUAGAUUUAUAUGAUGUAUCCAUAAUAAUAAAUGAUCAUAUAUCAUUCUUAAAAUAUUUCGAAAAUAUAAAUAUAACAUGUUAUUUUUUAGUAUCUACAUUUACAAAUGAAGAAGAUGAAUUAUUACAAUUAUAUGAACACUGGAAGGAUAUAAAGGAUGCUCAUAAUUUUUGGAACUUCAAUACUUUUAGUAAGAACAAAAUAAAUUUUUACCUGAACAAAAAAAAUACAGUAUAUGAUAAAUAUGAAAAUGUGGUAAGUCCAAUAUCGGAGGAAUCAAUAGCGCCACCACAGAUUUAUUAUUAUUUGGAAAACCCCAUGAAGGAAAGAAACGUUUUCAAUGGUUGCAUAUCAGUAGCAUUAGAAGACUUAAUCCAAGAAUUGAAUAGAAAAAAGGAAAUAACCGAUUUUGAUGAAAUGAAAAAAAAUGUUUUAUUAAAUAUACAACAGAAAGCUAAUAAAAAACAUUUCACUUCUGUUCGUAAAGUUGAAAAAAUUUUAUCUAAAUUUUUAGAAGAAAAUAAAAGUAAAUCCUUUGAUCAAUUUUUAAAGGGUUGUGAGGCAUAUGGGCAGAUUAUAAGUAAGUGCAAAGAGAAAUUAUUUGUUACCUUCAACAAAACAUACAAUGUCCAAUUUAAAAACUUUGAAGAUUUCUGGUGUGACGAUGAAAAGAAAAGAAAAGAAAAGUGGAAAAAAUUAUGGGAUAUGAAUGAAAAAAAUGCAUAUGAGAAGGAAAGCAAUUUAUUGUUUAAUGUGUGUAAUGAAAAAAGUGAUUUAACUGAUUUUUCUAAGAGUAGUAGUUUUGACAAAUUAAAGGGUGAUACUAAUAUAAACGAAAAGAAAAAUUUCAGAAUAAGAUUAUCAUCACAAUUAUUAGAAGAAAAAGAUCUCGAUCAAUUAUAUCAUGGAAACAAAAAAAUAUGUUUAUUAAAUGAUACUACUGAAAAAGAUAAAAAGACAUGUUUAUAUAAUGAAAGAAAAGAGGAAUGA